Diversispora eburnea is the source of this 449-nucleotide messenger RNA. NCBI's taxonomy places the organism in Eukaryota, Fungi, Glomeromycota, Glomeromycetes, Diversisporales, Diversisporaceae. The record is from the annotation of a GenBank genome assembly.
CUUCAGAUAAAGCUUGGCUGUCAGACCAUAAAAUUACACAUAUUCUCACAAUCGCGAAUGAUAUUCCACCUUAUUUUCCAGAGUCGUACGUAUAUAAAGUAAUUCAUGUAAAUGAUUAUGAAUAUGUAAAUAUUAUGGAACAUUUUGACAACACAUAUAAAUUCAUUCAACAAGCAUUGGAAGAAGAAAAUGGAAAUAUUCUCGUUCAUUGCCAAGCUGGAAUUUCACGAAGUCCUUCUGUUUUAAUUGCUUAUAUUAUGAGAAGUCGACAAAUUUCUUUUGAUAAAGCACUCGAAUUUGUUAAAAAGCAACGUCCAGUAACUUGCCCCAAUCAAGGAUUUCGUAAUCAAUUGAGGUUGUAUGAAUCUAUGAAAUAUCAAAUUACCAAGGCGAGUCCAAAAUAUUGGGGUUAUUUAGCCAAAAGAUGGAGUAGAACAAUUUUACAGUGA